This is a messenger RNA of Miscanthus lutarioriparius, 1767 nucleotides long. The record is from the annotation of a GenBank genome assembly. NCBI's taxonomy places the organism in Eukaryota, Viridiplantae, Streptophyta, Magnoliopsida, Poales, Poaceae.
AUGGCGUCCUCAGGGGCCGCCGCUAACCUCUGGGUACUGUUUGGCCUCGGCAUCGCGGGCAUCUUCCUGGCGGCGCGGCGACUGAGGCGCCCUGCGCGCCCCGACCACGGCGCCUUCAUCUCUCGCCUCGAGCUCCUCCCGCCGCUCCAGCCUCCGCCACCGCAAGCGCCCCACCCGCUCACUGGACUCUGCUUCGCCAUCGCUGACGCAUUGCAUGUCAAUGAUUAUAUUACAAGUUUUGGCAGCCUUGAAUGGGCAAAGACACAUGAUGCAGAAGUGCAAACAUCUCCAGUGGUUUCAGCUCUUGUUGAUGGUGGUGCUAUUUGUGUUGGGAAAACUGUUAUCGAUGAGAUGGCAUACAGUAUCCACGGUGAGAAUAAAUAUUUUGAUACACCAACAAAUCCUGCCGCUCCAGAUCGAGUACCAGGAGGAUGUUCAAGCGGAUCAGCUGUUGCAGUUGCUGGUGGCAUGGUAGAUUUUGCCCUGGGUAUUGACUCGAUUGGAGGUGUAAGGGUACCAGGUGCUUAUUGUGGUGUCUUGGCAUUCAGGCCUUCACAUGCUGUGGUUUCCAGCAGUGGUGUCAUUCCUGUUGCGCCUAGCCUCGACACUAUAGGUUGGUUUGCAAGGGAUCCAAGUGUGUUGCAUCGUGUUGGGCAUCUUCUUCUCAGACUUCCUUAUGCUGGUAUUCGCCAACCUAGAAAUUUUUACAUAGCAGAUGAUUGCUUUGAACUUUCGAAGAUACCUGCUAGGAGACUUACUCAGGUGGUGACAAAAUCUGUGGAGAAGCUCUUUGGAAGACAAGUCCGUCAUGUGAAUCUCGAAAAUUAUUUGAGUUCAAGAAUAUCCGGCCUGAGUAACUAUUCAAAUGGGCAUAAGAAUGGUGAUUCAAAGUUCCGUCUGUUGUUAGCACUUUGUAAUGCCAUGAGAUCACUUCACAAGCGGGAAUUCAAAGAUCAGCAUAUGGAGUGGAUAACCUCAGUUAAGCCUGCUGUGGAUGCUCGCAUAGUCAAUGAUUUGUCUGAGGAUGGUGAUUCAGAUAUUGAUGGCUGCCAAGAUGUGAGAAAAGAAGCACGCUCUGCUCUAAGUGAACUUCUUAAGGAUGAUGGGAUUCUGAUGAUUCCAACUGCUUUGGGGUGCCCCCCAAAGCUUAACGCUAAGGAACUCUCAUCUGAAAGCUACAAUUCUCAGACACUAUGCCUUUUGUCUUUAGCAAGCAUGUCAGGGUGUUGCCAGGUUUCUAUUCCUUUGGGUACACAUGAUAAGUGUCCCAUUUCAGUUUCAUUGAUUGCUAGGCAUGGUGGUGAUCGGUUUUUGUUGGACACCACUCAAACCAUGUAUACGACCAUCCAAGAGCAAGUGGAAAUACUAGCGAAAUCUAGUGUUUCAAGUAAACAGGCGAUGAAUGAAGAAGCAGCUGAAGCUGCUAAAGAGAAAGGUAAUGCUGCAUUUAAGGAAAAGCAAUGGCAGAAGGCAGUAAAUUUCUAUACUGAAGCAAUAAAGUUAAAUGGAAAAGUGGCUACAUACUACAGCAACAGAGCUGCUGCCUUUCUAGAAUUAACUAGCUACCGUCAGGCUGAGGCAGAUUGCACAAGUGCCAUCGACCUUGAUCCAAAGAGCGUGAAAGCUUAUUUACGGAGAGGCACUGCAAGGGAGAUGCUAGGUUAUUAUAAGGACGCCGUUGAUGAUUUCAACCAUGCCCUUGUUCUAGAACCAAUGAACAAGACGGCUGGUGUUGCCAUUAACAGGUUAAAGAAGUUGUUUCCGUAA